AAAAGUUAAACUGAAAAAUCUCUCACCUCUUGCUCCUUUCUCAGGUAUAAGUGACUGUCUUGGCUUGAUAACCCUUGCAAAAGACUAUCAGAGCAUCCCUAAUUGAAAGCUGUUAAAAACGAUAACCCUCAGCUCUUUUUCUUUUUAACCUAUCGUAAGCUUCCAUUUCCAGUUCAGUCACAUACAAGAUUUCUAGUGGUCAUUUCCAGUCUACAGCUGUUACUGAGUUUUGCUUGUUGCAACUGUGAUGGUAAAGCAAAGGGGAUCGGAUAACUUAGUGGAUGAUAGCUCCAUUAAGGACUAAUGAAAUAGGUUGGCAGAUCUUCCAUCCCUAAUGGAGCCAUUCUGGGUGGCUGGGAACAGAGGGAAAUGGCAGCCCUGCCCUCCCCAGACAGUUUCUCCAGUUCCCAGUGUUGAAGGCAAAGGGCUGGGAUGAAUAGACCAUCGUCUGGAUGCCCUGCAGGGCACUGCACAGGUUCUGAGAGUACUGAGAGGGCACAGUGCUUUGCUGCAUUUUGAAAUGCCUAAUCAGUUUCACUGUUCUCUGAAAACCACUCCUGUGUUUCUGACUCAUGGAUGACACCAUCACAGUUUGCACUGCAUUGAUAAAACUCUUGUUUGUAAGCUUGGCUGUGCAAUAAUGAAGGUAUCACUGAUUCAGCAAGGAGAUGGUGAAUGGUAAUCCAAGGAGGAGUGUGGGGCCUUGCUAGGGUGGCAAAACACAAAAGAGGCUCAGGAUGUCUGUAAUUCAGCAAGGGACAGCAACAGUUUGCAAAGCAAAGAAAGCCGCUGUAAAAACAUGUCUAGAUAACCCCUUUGUUUUAGAGUGGAAAACCAUCGAUGGAGAGGAUAUGCAUUUUAUACUACAGACCUUAGAAGAAAGGAUUAAACAUACUGGGCUUAAAAAGAUUGAGACUCCAAGAGUGAAAAAACGUUCCCUUACAAAAAAACAAAUGGAAAGAAAGCAUGAUGCUAGCACCAGCGAACUCCCUAAGGAAGAGAACGUAGAAGGCCAUCAACAAAAAACGGGGUGGACUGACACAAGUAUCAGAAGACAGCUUGCUAUUGGAGUUAAUGAAGUUACAAAAGCAUUGGAAAAAGAUGAACUUCUUCUCUUGCUGGUAUGCAAGUCUGCAAAGCCUGCUAUGAUCACAUCGCACCUCAUUCAGCUGAGCGCAAGUCGAGCCACGCCAGCAGGGCAGGUUCCCCGUCUUAGCGAAACUAUUGCACCGCUUCUCGGCUUAACAUCCAUUCUAGCACUAGGCUUUAAGAAGCAGUCUGAUAAAUUUACAGAAGCAAUAGCAGCAAUAAUUCCCAAGAUACCAGCCUUGGAAGUGCCAUGGUUUCAGCACAGAACUGAAGAAUCUGUGGAUUUUGCUCAUGAAGGUUCUUCAGAAAAUGAGGAACCUGAGCAGCUUGCAGAGGUGCUGGGGGAUGAGUUCGUGAGCCUGAAGCGGAAGCGUAUGGAAAGCAAUCUUUCAGAUGUGAUUUUGCAGCCUAUGAAAAUCAAGAAACUUGUUCCAAAUCCAAAUAAGAUUAAAAAACCACCUCGCAAAAAGAAGAAAGCUUUUUCAGCAUAACUGAUUUUUUAAAUGCAAUAUGGAGUACAGCUGUAACUGAACUAUCUUGUUAGGCUUUAGGGUGUAAAGCACUUGAAUACAAGGUGGGCUUGUUGUUGCAUUCAGUUGAGGUACUUUCUGUUUUAAUAAAGAAUGUUGCUCAAA
Molecule: messenger RNA, 1724 nt
Organism: Neopsephotus bourkii (Bourke's parrot)
Lineage: Eukaryota; Metazoa; Chordata; Aves; Psittaciformes; Psittacidae
Gene: RPP38
Product: ribonuclease P/MRP subunit p38
Exons: 2
Coding region: 738-1580 (280 amino acids)
Biological process (GO): tRNA 5'-leader removal
Cellular component (GO): ribonuclease MRP complex; nucleolar ribonuclease P complex; fibrillar center
Molecular function (GO): ribonuclease P RNA binding; ribonuclease P activity
Source: RefSeq, a predicted model, not a curated record